GCGUCGGACGCGACGACCAGAGUCGUUUUAAUCCUCGCAUUCUUCGUGCAACAGUCGGUCCGAAAGGAGGUUGUGACUCUUUUGUGCGAUUUUAUCUGAAUCUCCGGUUAUCCGUUACUGUUGCAGCAAAAAGUGCUGAUUGUUUACUUUUUAGAGAUUUAAUUACUACUUCAACGAGUUGUGGAGUUAUGGUGUAUUGUUUAACUUUGUUCUGAAGUGUUUGAUAAUCUAGUUUAUCGGAAGUCGUAAAAUCUAUUAGCAGUUACUGUUUAUUGUGCUGGUUCGGCAAUUGAACGAGGGAAAAACGUUGGAAUUGCGUUGUCGAAUAUAAUGGAUAAUGGUUCCGGAGGAUUCGUUCCGGUGCAGACGAGACGACCUCGCCCACCACCAGUACAACAACGUAACCCCCGACCACCUUUGGACCAUUCAAAGUUCGCGGCCAAAUAUAGCAAGAAUAAACCGAACCGGUCCACUGGAUCAGGAACGAAGGGAACCGCUAGCAACGAGACUAAUCGCCAGCACACGAACAUCGUUGGCCGUGUGGAACGUCACCGGAAUGCCGGUGGCCAAAUGCGACGCUGCAUCUGCCGGUGGGUCAUGACCUACGGCCGCUGGCUUGAUCCGUACGAAUUUCUGACGAACUACAACGAAGGCCAGGGGUGCGCUGUUUGCCGUGUGAACUUCCACUCGGAGGAAAACCGAUCGGAACACUUCGACGAGCACGGCAAGGAGUUCAACAUCUUUGCGAAAAAUGGCGAUCGCCGCGUCACUCGCAAUGCUUUUCGUCUGGAGAUCAAGUAUUUGCCGAAGUACUCGCGGAUGAUCAUUCGUGUGGAGAACGAUUCUAAUGCGGUGCUGGUGUUGCGAUCCGCUUAUCUGCUGCGGUUGGACAAGCAGUUAGAUGCGACCCUGGUAGGACCACUGAGAAUGAAUCCGGGAUACACGUACGAAAUUGAGUACACGAUCGAGCACUGCAUUCCGAACCAUGUCUACACGGUCGUUCUGAUGGCGAUCGUUGCCGGAAGUCGAGUUGAACUGGUCGAACAGUACCACGUGCAGAUGCUGAAGAGCACGAAGAUCGUUGGAAAGCCUUUGAAGAUGGAUAUUUUGGCGUACCACCACAUUCCGGAUUAUCUUAUAACCCUGUAUAAGAACAAUUUCGAGCACAGCAAUAAUUUCAACCGUUUGGCAAUUCUUUGCCUGGAGAAUCUCCGCCAAUUCAUCAAGCAAGGUUUAACAUCGGUCAACUACAUAGAACAGCUUCGACUUCUGAACAUGAUCGAGGACUACGAUCUGCAGACGAUCUUUUCCACUUAUACAAUCCACAAUGCCACGGUGACGCCGGCCGAGCAGCACCGGCGGUACAUCAUACGGGUGGAUCAGUUCCAGGUCGCGCCGGCCAUGCUGGAAAUCGACGGCUACGUUCGGAUUACCGUGCACCGUAGCACCGGUCCCCGCGGAACCAAUCUGGAGUUCAUCAACGGUUACAUAGAUCUGAUCAACGAGGACGAGAUCAUCGUGACGAUGCAGCAACCGGUCCGGUUCCAUCUGCCGUGCAAGGUGGAGUUCCCGCUGAACCGCACCCAGUACAAGUUGGAGUACAACGCACUGAAUCUGAUCAGCCGGGUGGAUUUGGAGAAGUUUCUCUUCCCAAAAUCGCUGCCCAAGAAGAAGAAACCCGUUCGACAAACUGAGUUCCAGUGGUUCCAGCCGACAAUCGCUGACAACCGCGAGCAGGUGACGGCCAUCCGAAACAUCGUUAACAUGACGUCCUACCCUGCCCCGUACAUUCUGUUCGGACCACCGGGAACAGGCAAAACAUCCACCAUCGUAGAGGCCGUUCUCCAGAUAUGGAAGAACCAACCGAAGGCCAACGUUCUGGUAGCCGCGUCGUCCAACCUGGCUUGCGACGAAGUCACCAAACGGCUGAAGCAAUUCAUACCGGAAGAGGACAUCUUUCGCUUCUUCUCGCGAUCCUGCGAACGCAAUAUCGACGGGAUCGACAUCGGAAUCCUGGAGAUAUCGAACCUGGCUACGGGUAUAUACGAAGUGCCUUCCUACGAACAUGUCUAUCGGAGUCGCAUAACCGUCAGCACCGUAACGAAUUGUGGUAGAUUUGCACAGGCUCGAAUAACUCCGACAUUUUUCGACUAUAUCUUCAUUGACGAGUGUGGCAGUGCCAAGGAGAUAUCGGCCCUGGUUCCUGUAGCGGGAGUUUGCACCGAAGGACCCAAAAUACACGCCAGCAUUAUCUUGGCCGGCGACCCGAAACAGCUUGGUCCCGUAGUCCGUACCGAGUAUCUGAAACAAACCGUGCACAACACUUCUCUGCUGGACCGUCUCAUGUCUCAGGGUAUCUACAAACGCCAACAAGGACAAUUCAACCCGCUGGUCAUUACGAAACUUUUGGACAACUAUAGAUCACACGAGGCGUUGAUCCACUACUCGAACCAAUGGUUCUACGAUGGCGAAUUGCGAGCUCAGGCUGCCCCUGAUCUCGCAAACUGGGCGAUCGGUUGGGAUUACCUGCCGAAUCCGGCUUUCCCGAUCAUCAUGCAUUCCGUAGUCGGCGUAACGCGUAUGGACCGGCAGUGUCUGAGUUCGUUCAACAAGGAGGAGGCCCGUUGUGUUCUGCACUACAUUCAGAAAAUUCUCUCCGAUGGAAUCAACGAUCGCCAGAUACGUGAGGAGGACAUCGGUGUUGUGACGCCGUAUUCGAAACAGGUAUCCUAUCUGCGCCACGGCUGUCGCAACUAUGGCUGGGAUAACGUCGAAGUGGGUUCCACGGAGCAAUACCAAGGUCGCGAAAAACCCAUCAUGAUCCUGUCGACGGUGCGCUCACAACGCGAUCACGUUGGAUUCCUGUCGAACAGCAAGCGCCUCAACGUGGCCAUUACCCGUGCCCGGGCUCUGAUGAUCAUCGUGGGCAAUCCGGACACGCUGCAGCGUGAUCCGCACUGGUAUCGCCUGUUGCGAUACAUUUCGGACAAUCAGGGCGUGCGGGGAGUGGACUUCCAGCUCAGGAAGCCCGACAUUGACCUGUCCGGUCAACCGUUCUCGUACGCGCUCGAAGAAGCCGAUUUUGCUUAAUGUUCUGUGUAAUUUGUUACCUUCUCACUCUUGAAUUUGAAUGUGAGUUUUUUUUUUCAAGGCUUCUGUGUGAUUUUCUCAAUGUACAUUUAUUUAUCAACCAAAGUGCCAUUAGUAACUGGUUUGCGAAACGCAUUCUACGAUGUAAGCGUUUCUGUGUUGAAUUCGUUUUAGACCAAGAACAACGAGGGACAACUUCAUUUUACUAUCAUAACCAUUCCAUUCAUUAAAUACAUAUAUUUCUACUGUUA
This is a messenger RNA of Aedes aegypti (yellow fever mosquito), 3341 nucleotides long. Its product is annotated as putative helicase MOV-10. The record is from RefSeq and is a predicted model, not a curated record. The transcript is spliced from 6 exons. Lineage: Eukaryota; Metazoa; Arthropoda; Insecta; Diptera; Culicidae. Gene Ontology annotation, molecular function: RNA binding; 5'-3' RNA helicase activity. Bases 331 to 3090 code for a protein of 919 amino acids.